AUGGAAGGAUUCGGUACUCAGGCUGUCCGAUCAGGCCUGCCGCGAGAUGCUGGCACGGGUGCACUGGUAGAACCUAUAUUCCUUGCUACGACCUUCGCCCAGCAGCAUGUCGGAUCUCCGACGGGCUCCUAUAUCUACAGCCGCUCUGCCAACCCGAACCGGGAAAGCUUUGAGAAAGCCAUCGCGGCAUUGGAAUCUGCAGAGUAUGCUAUAGCCUUCUCUUCUGGCAUGGCUGCAACGGCUGCAGUUCUCCAGGGGCUCGCGUCAAACUCGUCUAUUGUUGCCAUGGGCAGUCUGUAUGGUGGAACACAUCGGUACUUGAUGCAUCUUGCCCCGGCAUUUGGCGUGAAAGUAUCGUUCGUGAAUGAUAUCCAUACAGAACUGGGUCCGCUGCUCAGCCAGGGAUCCGACGAAAAGGUGACGGUGGUGUGGAUUGAGUCACCCAGCAACCCGACCCUGUCUCUUGUCGAUAUCAAGAGUGUCGCGGAUAUGGCCCAUGCCGGUGGAGCUCAUGUCGUGGUAGACAAUACCUUCUUGUCGCCUUACUUCCAGAACCCCUUGAAGCAUGGAGCAGAUAUUGUGCUGCAUUCAGUGACCAAGUAUAUCAAUGGACACAGCGACGUUUUGAUGGGGGUGAUUGCCUUGAGCUGCCCUGAAAUAAGGAAGACGCUCUCCUUCAUCCAAAAUGCCGCUGGAAGCGUUCCGAGUCCAUUUGACUGUUGGCUUGCUCAUCGCGGACUGAAAACCCUUCACCUUCGUGCACCGGCAGCGUCUCGCAAUGCUCUGGCAAUAGCUAAAUCAUUGGACACGUCGCCCCUUGUUCUGAGCGUCAACUAUCCCGGCCUUGACGAACAUCCACAACGACGGAUUGCACUGUUGCAGCACCGGGAUGGACUAGGAGGGGGGAUGGUUUCAUUUCGCAUCCGAGGUGGACGUGAUGCUGCUGCCAAGUUCUGUGAGAGUUCAAAGCUUUUCACUCUGGCAGAGAGUUUGGGAGGAUUGGAGAGUCUUUGCGAGAUACCAGCCGCAAUGACGCAUAAUGCAAUGCCGAAGGAGGCGCGAGAGGCAGCUGGGAUUUAUGACGAUUUGAUUAGACUCAGUGUGGGGGUGGAGGAUACGGAUGACUUGGUGCGGGAUGUUCUAGAAACCUUGAAAGUCACUGCGAUAAACAAAAAAAUAUCAAAUUGA
Penicilliopsis zonata CBS 506.65 is the source of this 1188-nucleotide messenger RNA. RefSeq lists its product as hypothetical. Gene Ontology annotation, biological process: transsulfuration. Lineage: Eukaryota; Fungi; Ascomycota; Eurotiomycetes; Eurotiales; Aspergillaceae. Gene Ontology annotation, cellular component: cytoplasm. The transcript is spliced from 4 exons. The coding region runs from base 1 to 1188 and encodes 395 amino acids. Gene Ontology annotation, molecular function: pyridoxal phosphate binding; cystathionine gamma-lyase activity. The record is from RefSeq and is a predicted model, not a curated record.